Messenger RNA from Formica exsecta, 2153 nucleotides. RefSeq lists its product as uncharacterized. The transcript has 2 exons. The coding region runs from base 326 to 1369 and encodes 347 amino acids. Lineage: Eukaryota; Metazoa; Arthropoda; Insecta; Hymenoptera; Formicidae. Gene Ontology annotation, biological process: intracellular signal transduction. The record is from RefSeq and is a predicted model, not a curated record.
UCAUAAUUAUAUAUAUAAUAUAAUAGAUUAUUAUUCUUCUAAAAACUAAUAUUUGACAAAGAUAUUAUUCCCUACUCUUUACAAAAUAUUUUAUGUAAUAUUAAGAUAUAUAAAUCUUGAUUCUUACAUAUAUAAAAAGUUUACAACCGCUUUUACAUGAAUUUACAUUGUCCCAGAAAGGGUCAAAGAAGCCUUUGAAAUGCGACUUUACAUCUAAUCGAAUUAACUCUGUCGUACAUGCCGUGUCGUUUCCUCCAUUCGUAAUCAUUAAAACGUGAACUCUCGUGACGGUCGUUGCGUGAAUUUUAUUUGUCACUAAAGUUAUAUGCAAAUCAUGGAGGUGUUGAUAGAUUGUUAUUUCGACCGACUGUUUUCAGAAAUGGAACGCAGUUGUUUAGCUUCGCGAUACAAACGUCGCGAGUUGGUCAGUUAUUUCACAGAUGUAAUAAACAGUUGUGCAGAAGCGGAGAACCUCGACAAACAGGACGUGUGCGAGAGGAUCGUCAUCUCGGCUCUGCGUUAUCACAAUAUCACGAUGAUGGAGAACGGGUCGGUCUGCCUGCUCGGCAAAUUUCACAAUGUUCUCUAUGUGGCGGCGAAGCUUUGCUACGAUUGGGACAUCGACAACAACGAGAUCGUCAGCCGGCUGUUGAACGACAUAUUCUACUGUGAAAAGACAUUCGAACGAUUGUUCGUCGGAGCGAUUUUCGGCACGCGUGUAACACACUUCCUGUCCGGUUGGAAGUGCGAUUUCGACGAUCGCGAAGACAAUAUCCGGGCUUUGGUGUACUUCUCGAAUCACGCGAUUAAUGGCCGGUUAGAAUAUCGUUGCGAGUCCUCGCUGAUAAAGAGACGCUUCAUUGACGUGCCUAUGGAAUCAUACGGACAGGUUUUGCCUCUGAGAGUUGCGAUUCAGCACGGCGCGCCGGAUAUCCUAUUGAUCAUGUUGCGCUACGGCGCCUCGGUCGAGUCUGACAAACUUGCCCCGUCACCAAUGGAAAUCAUUCUGACGAAGCUCAGCGAAUUCGAGGUGCAACCUGGUAAGAAGGAGAUCGUUUACCCGGAACACUUAGUGACAUGUCUGAAACUGCUACUGCGAACCGUGACGACCGCCUGCGUCAGGACUCCCGAUCACAUUGCCAAUCACUUCGGUAUUCUCAGUGUUUCCUUGUACGAGCAGUAUCCAAAUCUGGCGAAUCAAAAUCUGAUACCUCCGGAACGUAGCGGAGUCUGUCCGGCAGAACUCAAGCAUUUGUGCCGUUGCCGAAUCCGCGAAAUUCUCCACACGAAUUGGGCGUUGCCUCGUGGAAUUAAAAGUCUGCAGAUUCCAGGGUCUCUGAGAAAUUAUCUGGACCUAUUGCAGGAUUGACGGAGAAUACCGUACGUAGUCACGCGAUGCUCGCGUUCGGAAUCGAUCGUUCCUUUCCGCCCCAACAUGGAAUCUCAGAAAUAUUUUAUCACACGUCUCCGUAUGCAGUUAUGUCCUAGAAUUUCACUGCGACUCAAUAUGAUCGCGCAUUCACCCGGAAUCCAAUAAAUGCGCGCGUCGACGUCUUUCAAAGUGUCGUGUAAGUGUGAAUCGUAAUUCCUACUGCAUCAAUCUGGGGUUGAAGUUCGAUCAAAUAUAUAUAUAUACAUAUAUAGAAAGAACGGAGCAAAGCAAUAAAGCGCAGACUUUGACAAAUAUGAAUUCUAUAUCCAAACGUCAGACUUUACGUGGAAUUUUUGAUAUAUGCGAACGAGCUCGUACAACGGCGUAUAGCAUAAACCAUUCAAGUAGGUUUAAGACCCAAGGUUUGAGAAAAUGUCAAGUUUAAAAGGUCGACGAUGAUAGCGUCUCAUAAUGGCAAUGCAUUUAAUGCAUCUUGGGAAUUAGAGAAACGUUUUGUGAGGGAUGCUUGUUUGCCUGUGAUGUGAAUACCAGAAACGUUCGAGAAUUGCGGAAAGUAUGUCGUGAGACGAUGCGAAAUGUACACGUUAGGGAAAUUGAAGUUGCGAUCCAUUAGCAACUUUCUUUAAAUUAAAGAAGCGAAAGUAAGGUAAAAGGUGCAUAAUUAUAAAAAUGAGGGACUGAUAAUGAAAACAUAUUUCUAUAUGUAUAUUCAAUACUAUAAAAAAGAAUCACCUGUGUACAUAUAUAUAUAUAUAUAUAU